AUGGCAAAGCCCACUCUAAAGCCCUUGCCGGCCAAACCAAUUGCAGCUCAGACCGGAGAAAAUAUUCUCAAACCUCGGUACAUCUCGACAACCAAUAUCCCGAUCGAGCCACCCACGACUCAGCCACCAAAGACUGCUUCGAAGAAGCCGGUUUCCCCCAAGACUGCUGUGUCUAUGCAGGUUGCCGCUCUCGCAAAAAAAGCUGCUCUCUCGAGGGCUGCUCCUUCACCCAAGGCUGCUGCUCCCUUGAAGGUUGUUCCCCCACCGAUGUCUGGCACCGGUCUGCCUCCCAAGCCCCCCGUUCCCAUCAAUCGGUUCCCAGAAGAGGACUCUAACCGCUCUGCCCCUCGAGUCCCCGGCACUUCGGUUGUGAAACCGGAGUCAAGCCCCCCUUUUCCUCAUACCUUCUCGAUCAGAAUGGCCACUUCAGGAGACGACAAACCCGAAAACAAGGAGCCACAGCAGAGUAUCAAAACCCCUACUCUACCCUUGAUCACCAACCUCCGCCCUCGCGACGAGCCUCAGCCCGAGAACAAAUCCGACCCCAAGCCCGACCAAGCGUCAACUCGCUCCACCCAGAAACGUAAAAGAGGCGACACCUCUUCCGCGGCCGAGCUCAAGAUAAUCUGGGCCCUGUGCUUCGAGCAUCGACAGGCCCACGAUGUGUCCCGCCUCGGUCACUUCGCACUUCCCAUCCCGUCACAUUCACUUCACCUCGUCUCUCCCGUGCAGCUUGAUCGAGCCAAGCGCUACGUCAUUCCGGACAUCAUCCGUUUCGAGGUGACGCCGCUGCAGCUCGACGGUGAGGCCUCACCUAUAGAUCCAGUCAGAGCGGAACUGUUUGCCUUGGAUCUUGCUCAACAUGCUACUCCCGCAUACUACAAACUCCAACUACGCCCUUCCACGAACCAAACAGACGGUCUCGCCUGGCCGGUCUUGCGAUCCAUGCAAAUCGCCUGGGAACUGACGGCGCGCUGGUACAAGGAGGUCAUCGUUGAUGGGGGAUGGGCUGAGCUGGGCCGUAUGGAUCGCGAGGACACGGUCAUGCCUGAUGCCAUGGACAUGGAUGGUGACGAGAACGAGAACUCCAAGAACUCCAAGAACGACAAGACUACCUCGCAUCACGACAAGAUCACCGGUAUGGGGCUCGGUGACUUCGUCGCCAGCGAGCUGAAGAAGACUGUCACCAAGACGAAGCAUCGUCGUGACGAACCCAAGGGCUCUGUGGAUAUCGACGAUGAGAUAUCAAGCUGGUUGAGCCAUCUUUGGAGGGAGCAGAACUAA
Molecule: messenger RNA, 1284 nt
Organism: Sordaria macrospora k-hell
Lineage: Eukaryota; Fungi; Ascomycota; Sordariomycetes; Sordariales; Sordariaceae
Source: RefSeq, a predicted model, not a curated record